GAGAGAGAGAGAGAGAGAGCUGCGCAUGCGCAGCGCAGGAAAAGAAACCUCAUCCAGACUCUUCAUAUCUCCGAGAGCAAGAGCGAAGUGCUGCAACCCAUCGAUCUGGAGCAAGAGCCGGACAUUCGGGGGGGCUUUAUUCGUCUGCGUUUCCUCCGGCCAGGUGGGAUCUGCACCACAUCCAUCCGUCAGAGCAGCCAUGUCCAUGGGGAGCGACUUUGGGAACCCUUUAAGGAAAUUCAAACUUGUUUUUUUAGGGGAGCAGAGCGUUGGUAAAACCUCAUUGAUUACACGGUUCAUGUAUGACAGCUUUGACAACACUUAUCAGGCAACAAUUGGAAUCGACUUUUUAUCAAAAACCAUGUAUCUGGAGGAUCGAACUGUGAGGUUACAGUUGUGGGACACCGCUGGUCAGGAGCGUUUCCGAAGCCUCAUUCCCAGCUACAUCCGAGACUCCACGGUGGCUGUGGUUGUGUAUGACAUCACAAAUGUGAACUCCUUCCAGCUGACCUCUAAAUGGAUUGAUGAUGUCAGGACGGAGAGGGGGAGCGAUGUGAUCAUUAUGCUUGUGGGCAACAAAACAGACUUAGAAGAAAAGAGGCAAAUCACGAUUGAGGAGGGCGAGCAGAGGGCCAAAGAGCUGAACGUGAUGUUCAUCGAGACUAGUGCUAAAACAGGCAGCAAUGUGAAGCAGCUGUUCCGGCGAGUGGCCGCUGCUCUACCUGGGAUGGAGAGUCUAGAUGAAACUAACAAAGAGGGCAUGAUCGACAUCAAGUUGGACAAACCGCAGGAGCCCCCGGCCACCGAGAGUGGCUGCUCCUGUUAGUACAGCGUCCCCUCAUGGACACCAUCAUUUACACAACCUGCUUGUUCUGUUGCUUCCCAUGGGUCAGCAUCCAGUUGAACGUAACGAUUGGACAUAGGCUUUUUACAUCCGAGUGAGUGGCCCGAAAGUUAUCGAAACUCUCAGAUGUAAAAAUCACAUCCACACUGUCAACACAGAUGCUUAAGAAAGGACAAAAAUAUUACGUAUACUUACAAAACAAGGUAAAGACAUGCUGCCGAAAUUACGUAGGGAAUGAAAUGACACACGUUCCAUUUUUUUUCUCUGACAUUUCUUGGAAAAAUUUCACGUUACGUUACGUUUUGUAUUUUUGUACAUGAAGUGAAGUGCAAAAUGAUGCCUUCACAGAUAUAGUGAGUAUUGAACAGGCUUAGCUGCAGCGUAUAGGGUAAUCGUUCUUUCUUAUACCCCAUGCAUGUCAGUCCGGUUUCCCCUACACGUUAUUAGUAAUUAAGGAAAGGACUUGGAGAUAAGGGGAAAGGCAGUGUGGCCUUACUCAGGCCUGUCCAGAUAAAGUUGAGGCAGUGAAAAAAGUUACUUGAUUCUAAGGUGUCGUUUCCACGUGAACGAAAUAUAUUACAUCAACACAGUUAUGUAAAUUAUACACUUUUGAAUUGAGUCAGUGCAAUGCAGCACUUUCCUCCGUGUAGAUUUAGCAAGACAUACUAAUAAUUUACUGCAUUUUUUUGUGUUUUUAUGUGGUUUUAAACACACACCUCGACCGGUCACACAUUCACUGCCCCCCACCGUAGGCUUUGCAUCUUUUUUUGGUUCAACUUAGUAAACUGAGCCGUCCACAGGUACGAUGAGAGUACAGUUCAAAAAGACUGGAUGCGUUUUCACUAUUGAGAUCAGCCAUGCUGUACUGUACUGUACAUAGUAUUUGUAUUGUCAUUAACAUCCACCAAAAAAAAGGUUAGUGUUCACCUGUAUGAGUACGUUCUGGAAUGAUAAGGGCUUCACCUUCUUUUUUGGGGGGGCGAGGGGGGGGGUGUCUCUUUCUCUCCCAUGUUAUGAUGUUGAGCAUUUUGCUGUUAAUCCUUAUAUGUUUACCCAUCAGACAGUCGUUUAUUUAUUGAUGUAUUGUUAUUAUUAUCAUUAUUAUCCUUUCUUUUGUUUUGAAGACAGCUAAACUGUUUCAGAUUGCAUUGCAACGAGGGAAAAGUGACAUCAGGGCUGAAGUGAGGAGGAAUAUUCUGAGGAUAUUAUGAGGUUUUUGUCUGUGUCUUCGCUGCUUUUGUUGCUGCACUGCGAGCGGUGGCCAGUGAUUUUGUUUGUUUCUUUGGUUUUUUUUUUGGUUUUUUUUUACCUCUAAUACAUGCACUUUGUUCCGGUGUCCUGAAAGAAGGAAACAUGUCGUUGUCCACGCCAUAAAGUGAUGAAAUACGAUACGUUUUGUCGCGGUCCCCUUCGUGAGUGUUUACUGUAGUGCGGUCCGUCGUCCUUCGAGCACAUUUUGGGUACGUGUGUAAGGUGUAAACACGAAACGAUUGUUGUUUCCCAUAUGAAUGGACACUUUCCUGUGUGGAUAAAAGUCCUCAGAUCCAGACAGGAUGUACUAAGCAGAGCAAAGCUGGGGGAGAAUGUACAGAAACGUGGUUCGAGUCCACUCUAUAAGAUUCAGGUCAUUGCACCAAUAUGUUAAAGGAAUGUGAACUGUUUACUCACAGUAGUAGGACUAGUAUCAGUACUAUUUCGUUAUAAUGUCUUAUUUGAUAUAAUAUAUAUAUAUAUAUAUAUAUAUACAUAUGUAUAUUUCUUUUUUGUUUACAUGAAUGCACUGACGCCACUGUGUAUAGACGUUUAUAUAUUAAUUUUGGCUGUUUUCGGCCCUUGUAAAGAUGUUAAGGUUAGGUCAGUUCAUUUCUAGUGCCAGUAACUCUUCCACUAGAUAUGAUAUAGCUAGACUAGAAGAAUGACCUUCGUUUUGAUGGUCAGGAAUUAAUGUCAAAGAAUCACUGGAAACCUUAAAUCUUGUCACAGCAGCUGACAGUUAAUGAAGCCACAGGAAUAAAUAGAUUUUAGACUCGUCACAUAAUAAUUCAUCUCAUAUUUAUCUCAUAUUUAACCUGUACUGUCCAGCCUCUUCCUUUAAUACCUUCCACUUUUGUGACACUAGUGUGCCUUCUGUUAUUCUAACACCAAAAUGCAAAGCUCUCAUCGUAUGGCUAUAACCGCGAACAGGUACGACGUGGUGGGGUGGCAGUCAUUUCAGCCGGGAUGGCUGACCCCUGCGCUGGAUGGAUUUAAGACGUUCGUGUGAUGAAAUCAUUCCUUUAGAGAAAUCCUCUGUUCACUCUGUCCAUCAGUGAGGUCGAAAGGUGUAGCAGGUCCAGUGUGAGAGGAUGCUGAGAGUGUGUAUGAUCAUAGGCCCCGGCAUUGCUGUAAGCUCGCAGGGCAUGCUGGGAUUGUGGCCAUGGGCUUGAGCAGAGCAGUGCAGUUGGCUCUCUAUUCAUUCUGUAUGGACAUUUAUGAGCAUGACAUCUGUCUGAAAAGAUCAAUAAACUCUACGUGUUGAUACCACAA
Messenger RNA from Pygocentrus nattereri (red-bellied piranha), 3370 nucleotides. RefSeq names its product RAB6B, member RAS oncogene family b (gene rab6bb). Lineage: Eukaryota; Metazoa; Chordata; Actinopteri; Characiformes; Serrasalmidae. The record is from RefSeq and is a predicted model, not a curated record. Gene Ontology annotation, molecular function: GTP binding; GTPase activity.